Priceomyces carsonii is the source of this 5037-nucleotide messenger RNA. Its product is annotated as putative ubiquitin-protein ligase. The transcript has a single exon. The record is from RefSeq and is a predicted model, not a curated record. Gene Ontology annotation, molecular function: ubiquitin protein ligase activity. Bases 1 to 5037 code for a protein of 1678 amino acids. Gene Ontology annotation, biological process: protein polyubiquitination; proteasome-mediated ubiquitin-dependent protein catabolic process. NCBI's taxonomy places the organism in Eukaryota, Fungi, Ascomycota, Pichiomycetes, Serinales, Debaryomycetaceae. Gene Ontology annotation, cellular component: nuclear speck.
AUGUACAAUAAUAAGGAUAUUGCUCCCGAAGAGGAUCAUGAAGACAGUGAUAUGGUGGAUGCAUAUAGGGCCGAAGAUGUUGAAGAAACUACAAAUGGCAUAGAAAGGCAAGAGCAGAAUAUUGAAGCUUCUGAUAAUGAUUCUGAAGAUGAGUCUUUGCGAAGAAUGUCCGAGCAAGCAAGACGAAGGAGAAAUUUUGGAGAAGCUAUAGAGCGGGAAACAGAACUGGAAGACUUCGAUGAGGGUACCAUGGAUCCUGCUGAUUUCUUGAGGAGACUACUUCGGGCCAGGUCUAGUACCAGAAGCGCCGAGGCGCCAGAUGAUGACAACGAAGAUGACGAUGGCGAUGAUGGAAGAAGUGAUGAUCCAAGAUCAGGAUUUUUAAGGGCUCUUGGUGCGUUAUCAUCUGAGCGCCCUGGUGAGCCUGAAAGGGGUCAAGGAUUUGUGGAUGUAAUGCAAAGAUUGAUGGGGGGUGGCGUUUUAUUUGGGGGACGAGAAAAUAGUGAAAUGGAGGGACUUAUAAAUAAUUUGAACCAAAGAGAAGACACAUUUAUAAUUUUGGAAACAUUGAAUGAGCUCUCAGAAAGGUUGUUGAUGAUGAAUGGCAUUACUGCAGAACGAGUGAUUCCGGCAAAUAAGCUUGCUAAGAGCUUGAUAAAUAUCAUGGAAGACCCACAGUUAGCUGAAGAGCUUGAAUUACACUUAGUGGCUUGUAGAUGCCUAUACAACUUUCUUGAAGUAAAUCAAGAUUUCAUUCACGAUGCAUUAAAUAAUGGCGCAGUUGAGGUGUUGUGCGGAAAACUAUUAGAGAUAAGCUUUAUUGAUUUAACAGAACAAGCCUUACAAACACUUGAAAUGAUUUCUCGUGAUCCUAUCUCUCAUAAUCAAAUUAUCAUUAAUAACGGAUUAAAGGCUUGCUUACAAUAUUUGGACUUUUUGACAAUUCAUGCCCAAAGAAAGUGUAUGAUCAUUGUUGCAAAUGCAUGCUCCAGCAUAAGGAUAUCUAAUUUUGAGUUGGUGAGAGAGGUAUUUGAUAAUCUUUCAGAUUUCGUCAGAAUGCAUAAUGACUCCGUUGUGGCGGAGAAUGGAUGGCUUGCUAUAUCUCGGAUUAUAAUGAGCUUCAAAAUGAAACCAGAGUUUAUGGAACAGCUUUUUGAUGGAAAGGAUUCAUUAUUGAAAGAGCUUACUGAAAUUAUUUACGUUAGUUGCAAUAAAUCCCAAAAUUCCGAUGAUACAUCCAAGACUCCGCUAAGCUACGGAACAUGCAUCAGUCUCAUAAAGUCCUUGAUUGUCCUAGUAAGUGUCAGCGUGAAAAUAUCAAGGAUACUAUUAGAAUCUUGCUCAAUAGGAGACCUUAUAGUAAAAUCUUUGAAUAAAUAUUCAAGAGCUCCACAUAUUGAUGAACCGAUUGAGACAAUUACCUCGAAAUCAUCGAUUGAUAAUAUUUUAAUCGAAGCAUUAAUGGCUGCUCCAAAGGAACUUCUUUCACAGCUUUUAACUUUGAUUGGAUAUUUAUUACCCAUAGCAUAUGAUUCGACCGAUAUUCAACUUUUUCAAAAAUACGAAUCUUAUGAGGAGAAAGAGCAAGUAAAUUCUGAUCGAAUUAAACUUUGUAGAGAUAUAAUUCCAGAUUCUUAUUGGAAAUUCGUGAACGAAGUUUGGUCUUUGUUGAUAAAUAGUUUUCAAGCUACUAUGGAUUACGAAAUAAGGAGAAAGGUGUUGGUAAAUUUAUUGAGAAUUAUAUCGUUCAGCAAAGAACUGGACUUCAGGAAGAUUCAUGGCGUUGAGAUGGUGACCGGUCUCUUAGCAUCAGUAGUACACCAAAGUAGGUCUAGUUUGAGCAAAUUCUCGAACGCGGAGGAAGAUAUCGAUAUGCAAGAUAGUGACGCAGAUCAACUUGAAGAGGAAGGUGUAGAUACUGACUUCGGGUCUUCCGGACUUGAUAACGACUUGGAGGAAGAAAUGAAUUCACUUGAGGAUGAACACGAAGAUGUGGAUAGUGUGUUCGAAGACGAUGAUCAGGAAAUAGGAGGAGACCUGGAAGAUGAUGUCAAUAAUGUCGAUUCUGAUGGUGAUGCAGUAAGUGGGUUUGAAAACGCAGAUCGUGACGAUACAAGUAAUGAAGAAGGUCAAAAUAAAGAGAGGAACCUCAAUCGCCGGAUUAGAAUCGAUGGGCAUAGGAAACCUUACGAGCCAGAAGAAGAUACAGUAAUGAUGAAUUCAAAAAAGUUGCUAUUAAGUACAUUCUUGUUAUCACAGAAUUUAUUGAGAAAGGCUCCUAAUUUAUUUGUCAAAGAUUUUGAAAGGGAAGGUUUAAUCAAUGACACAUUUACUAUACUAAGUCAAUUAAAAGGAUCCUUAAAGGAUCUUGAUGUAGAAGAUCUUGGAGGUUUCUCAAAUAUACAUGGCAAUAAGUUUACGGAUCUAGAGGUUACAAAGGAUGCUUUCUCUAGAUUUUCUAGCAGGAGACUUUGCUCUGAAAUCAAGAAUGUUGGCUCCAGAAUUGAGAACCUUUAUAUCGAUUUGAAGGCAUCUGAUAUACCAAGUAACAUUCCAGAGAACAUGAAACUUUUGAACGAAGUAAAAACAACUCUUAAUGACAAAAAUGCUAUUGCUGAAUACGAUUACGAAGGCUGGAAGUCAAUGUGGAUAAAAUUGAAAACAUUAUUGAUCGGUGAUGGAUCUGAUUUCCAUAUAUCAAGUUUUGAGCUCAUAACAUCUGGAAUUAUUGAUGUGUUAGCUGAUCUUUUUACUUCGGAUGACAAUGAUUUUGGGUUUGAAUUCAGUGAGUGCUAUAAGGCUUUCGUUUCGACUUUUUUUGUGAACACUCAAAAAGAUUCAUCAGUUUCCCAUUUGGUGAAAAAGCUUCAAGAAGCUUUGACGAGAUCAGAAUCUUUUCAAAUAAUAUCAUCUGGUGGCCCUACAUCUAUAUUUCCUAGAUUUCAACGAGAAAAGAGCCAAACUGCAGCUAUGGCUGGACAAGUAAAAUUAAGAGUUAUAUCUGAAGACACCAAGAUGGAUAAGAUUCCAGAUAGCAUCGAGAAUAUGGUCCUCUCUGUUCACGCAAUCGCUACUUUUAAGUCAGUUGAGACAUUUUUACAGCAAAGAAUCAAAUUCCUUGAGGGUUGGGAUGAUGGCAGUGAUAAUGAGAAUAUUAAUACGCUGGAAGAUGAGGCUCCUCUGGAAGAACAAAAAGACGCUAUAAUUCAACAAGGAUUUGAAAUUGAGUUUUUAAUUAAUGGUGAGGUAAUUCCUAACGAGACUACGAUUUAUGGAGCGGUUUAUAAAUAUUUGCAAGGAAACUCAGAUAAUACUGUCGACUCUUCGCAGAUUUGGUCUAAGAUUCACAACGUUAAUUUUAGAAAGGUUCUGCCAUCGAGUUCAAAGGAGCCAAAACCGCUUUCUUACAAUUUGAGCGUAAAUGGCAGUGAAUUAGACAUAUAUGAUAAGACCACUUCCAGUAUAUUAAACCUUUUGAAAAUUUUGUUCGAAAUGAAUGCUUUUGUGAAAAGUAAUUUAAGCUAUGGAGAUAGCAUUUCCAACGAUUUAUUCAUGAACUGGAAAUUGACAGUGAAAUUUAACAGACAGCUCGAGGAACCUUUGGUCGUUGCAAGUGGGACAUUACCGAGUUGGAGUAUUCACAUUACCAAAAAUUAUUCAUUUUUAUUCCCGCUUGAUACUCGUAUUUUUUUCAUGCAGUCUACUUCUUUUGGAUAUUCAAGAUUGAUACAUCAGUGGCAGCUUAGAACUAGUCAAGAGAAUGAAGAUCUUAAUCAAAACAAUGGAAAUGGACCAAAUAACUAUGGUCUUCAACUAGGUCGCCCUACUCGUCAUAAGGUAAGGCUUUCAAGAAAGAUGAUAUUGCAGAGCGCACUUAAAGUAUUGAAUAUGUAUGGCUCCACACCAGGAAUACUUGAAAUAGAGUAUUUUGAUGAAGUGGGCUCUGGUCUUGGUCCUACAUUAGAGUUUUAUGCUACCGUUUCGAAAGAAUUUGCGAAGAAGAGGUUGAAAUUAUGGAGAGAUCUUGAUACUACGAACAAGGACGAUGAGGAUUAUGUGACAUCGAAAACAGGUUUAUUUCCUGCACCUCUCGAUAAGAACCAGGCAAGCCUGGAAAAUGGCCGAAAAGUAAUGUAUUUUUUCAAUUCGCUUGGUAAGUUCAUUGCUAGAGCUUUAUUGGAUUCUAGAAUCAUAGAUUUUAAUUUCAACCCAGUUUUUUUGAAGCUAGUGCAGUUUCUUAACCAAAAGGGUUCGAAUAAGUCGCCAUCCAAAGAGCUCAAAAAGAUUGCAAAUUUACCAUGCUUAAGAUUGGUCGAUCCUGAGUUAGCCAACUCCCUUGAACAUUUAUUGAAAUACAUCAAGCAAUUCUCUCAUGUAGAGGAGAGCCAGCGCAAAAAUAUAGAAAUUGAUGGUGCUACUUUGGAGGACCUUUCUCUCAGUUUCGUACUCCCGGGAUAUCCAGAAUACAAUUUGAUUCCAAAAGGUGAGGAUAUACCCGUCACUGUUGAUAAUGUUGAGCAAUUCGUAAGCAAGGUUUUAGAGGCAACUUUGUAUACCGGUAUUCUUCAUCAAACAAAAGCAUUUAUGGAAGGAUUUUCAAAGGUUUUCCCUAUCAAGUCAUUAGCUAUAUUUUCAGCAGAGGAACUAGUGAAACUAUUUGGUAGUGCCGAAGAAGAUUGGUCAUUUGAGACCUUAAAUGCAGCCAUUUUUGCCAACCAUGGCUACACUAAAGAUUCCGAAGCAAUCAAGCAUCUCAUUAGUAUUCUAGUAGACUUUGAUAAAGUUGAGAGAAGUUUCUUUUUACAAUUUUUGACUGGUGCACCCAAAUUGCCAAUUGGAGGGUUCAAGGCUUUGAGACCGGAGCUCACCGUUGUGAGGAAACAACCUGAAGACAAUUUGAAGGAUGAUGAUUAUUUGCCAAGCGUUAUGACGUGUGCAAACUACCUUAAACUCCCGAAUUAUUCUUCACAAGUUCUCAUGAAGGAACGCUUAUUGCAAGCAAUUCAUGAAGGGGCUGGUGCAUUUCUCUUAUCUUGA